Spinacia oleracea (spinach) is the source of this 1961-nucleotide messenger RNA. RefSeq names its product COP9 signalosome complex subunit 2. The transcript has 12 exons. The record is from RefSeq and is a predicted model, not a curated record. Bases 227 to 1546 code for a protein of 439 amino acids. NCBI's taxonomy places the organism in Eukaryota, Viridiplantae, Streptophyta, Magnoliopsida, Caryophyllales, Amaranthaceae.
CAAAAAAAAAAAAAAAAAAGCAGAAGAAAACGAUUUUACUCAACAGUUCUACUCUUUCCCCUUCUCUAUUCUUUCUCGCUAACCCAGAAUUCUUUCUGCAAAAAAUUUGUCGGAGGUUUUCCCUGAUAAUUUAUUCACUUUGCAUAAACCCUAAUUUCGAAAUUUCUACUUCUCAUCUCUCGAGGGUUUUUUCAGACGUUUCAAAAGCCUGAUCUUUUGCACUGCCAUGGGCUCCGAUGCGGAUAUGGAAGAUUACGGAUUCGAGUAUUCUGACGACGACGCGGACGAGCAAGAUGUUGACAUUGAGAAUCAGUACUAUAAUUCCAAAGGUUUGGUUGAAACUGACCCUGAAGGUGCUCUUUCCGGUUUUUCUGAAGUGGUUCGCAUGGAACCAGACAAGGCAGACUGGGGUUUCAAGGCAUUAAAGCAAACAGUGAAGCUUUAUUAUCGACUGGGAAAGUAUAAAGAGAUGAUGGAAGCAUACAGGGAGAUGUUGACUUACAUUAAAUCAGCUGUUACUAGAAAUUAUAGUGAGAAAUGUAUAAACAACAUUAUGGAUUUUGUUUCCGGGUCAGCCAGCCACAAUUUUGAUCUCCUGCAAGAGUUCUACCAAACAACACUGAGAGCUCUUGAAGAGGCCAAAAAUGAGAGGCUGUGGUUUAAAACUAAUCUAAAGCUGUGCAAGAUCUGGUUUGACAUGGGUGAAUAUGGGCGAAUGAACAAGAUAUUGAAGGAACUUCACAAAUCAUGUCAAAAAGAAGAUGGUACAGAUGAUCAGAAGAAAGGAACACAGCUGUUGGAGGUUUAUGCAAUUGAGAUUCAAAUGUAUACUGAGACCAAGAACAACAAGAAACUCAAGCAACUGUACCAGAAGGCACUAACUGUUAAGUCUGCAAUACCCCAUCCGAGGAUAAUGGGAAUAAUUCAUGAAUGUGGAGGGAAAAUGCACAUGGCAGAGCGUCAGUGGGCAGAAGCAGCGACAGACUUUUUUGAAGCAUUCAAGAAUUAUGAUGAAGCUGGAAACCAACGGCGUAUCCAAUGUUUGAAAUACUUGGUACUUGCAAACAUGUUAAUGGAAUCUGAGGUGAAUCCAUUUGACGGACAAGAAGCAAAGCCUUACAAAAAUGAUCCUGAAAUCUUGGCAAUGACUAACUUGAUAGCAGCUUAUCAGCGGAACGAGAUUCUGGAGUUUGAGAAGAUUUUGAAGAGUAACAGGAGAACAAUUAUGGACGAUCCCUUCAUCAGAAAUUACAUUGAAGACCUGUUGAAAAAUAUAAGAACACAAGUAUUGCUCAAGCUAAUCAAGCCUUACACGAGAAUCAGAAUACCUUUCAUAUCCAAGGAACUUAAUGUCCCGGAAGCAGAUGUUGAGCAGUUGUUAGUGUCGCUAAUUCUGGACAACCGAGUUCAAGGACACAUUGACCAAGUGAACAGACUAUUGGAGCGCAGUGACCGGUCCAAGGGAAUGAACAAGUAUACAGCCGUUGACAAAUGGAACACACAGCUUAAGUCACUGUAUCGAACAGUUGGCAAUAGAGUUGGUUGAGAUUGUUCUAUAUAUUGGUGAUUUUGUCUUCUAUUUUUGUGAUUUCACUCCUCCAAUAAAAUGUUGGACUGUACUGAAGAGCUGGAGUAGUCUUGGCAACGGCAACGUUUUGCAAAUAUUUUUCUUCUUUUUUUUCUCAAAGUUGUUUGUAAUUGGGAGCCUUUUGUGCCAUGCAUCAACUGUAGUUUGAUACAUCGCCUUUGGGCUUGUUGGUGGUUAAUCUGUGGAAAGUGGUCCAUCUCAUAGAUUGAGCUUUUUGUUGCCAUAAAUUCUUGGGAUGUUAGAUUCAUGCUUAUCAAGGAGUAUGCUUAUGAGGAAACAAUCUUUUGCUAUUUGUUUUUAAGGCCUGUUAUAUUCCAUCAGUAGGAGACUCAUGACAUUUUUAAGCAGUAUAUACUAUAUUGAGUAUUUUCUA